Molecule: messenger RNA, 492 nt
Organism: Rotaria sordida
Lineage: Eukaryota; Metazoa; Rotifera; Eurotatoria; Philodinida; Philodinidae
Source: the annotation of a GenBank genome assembly
AUGACAAAUCCAAAAGGUUAUCGUCGGGGUACGCGUCAUUUAUUUUCACGCGAGUUUAAAAAGAAUGGUCGAAUUCCUUUGGCUACCUAUAUGAAAAUCUAUAAACGUGGUGAUAUUGUCGAUAUUAAAGGCAAUGGUGCUGUACAAAAAGGUAUGCCACAUAAAUUCUAUCAUGGUAAAACCGGUCGUGUUUUUAAUGUAACUCGACAUGCUGUUGGUAUUAUUGUUAACAAACGUGUUCGUCAUCGUGUUAUUGCUAAACGAAUUAAUGUUCGUGUUGAACAUGUUAAACACUCAAAAUGUCGUACUGAUUUUCUUACCCGUGUUAAACUUAAUGAACAAUUGAAACGAACUGCUAAAGAAACUGGAAAAAGUGUACCGCUUGUUAGUAUUAAACGACAGCCACAAGGUCCACGUAAACAACAUUUGAUUCGAACACAAGGCAAUAAACCACAAAUAGUCGAACCAAUUCCAUAUCAAUUUGUAGCUUAA